AUGCCGGCUUUUCAAGAUCCGACCGGCAACAAGAGUUCAACCACAAAUGCAGGCGGCGGACACUGGCUGAAGGAGGAUGUCGCCGCGUUUGACGCGGGAUUCUUUGGUAUCAAUCCUGUCGAGGCAGUCGCUAUGGAUCCACAACAGAGGUUGCUCCUCGAGGUCGCGUAUGAGUCGUUUGAAAAUGCCGGCUUGAGCCGAGAUUCUCUCUGGGGCUCCAACACGGGUGUCUUCGUCGGCCAGUGGAGUUCGGACUAUCACGAGAUGAUGGCUCGCGACACCGAAAACCCCCCCUUGUAUCUCGUCACCGGCACGGGUCCGGCCAUCGCGUCCAACCGCAUCUCUUACUGCUUCAACCUGCGCGGACCGAGCUUCACCGUCGACACGGGCUGCUCCUCGAGCUUUGUGGCCCUGCACCAGGCCGUGCAAAGCUUACGUCUCGGCGAGACAGCACAAUGCUUCGUGGGCGGUGUCAACCUGCUGCUAGAUCCACAGCGCUUCCAUUACCAGAGCCGCCUCAAGAUGUUUUCGAGUGAAGGGCGAUCAUUCUCUUUCGACUCGCGCGCCAACGGCUAUGGACGAGGUGAAGGGUGCACCGGCGUCAUGCUCAAGCCGCUAUCUGCAGCGUUGCGGGACGGCGACAAUGUGCGAGCCGUGAUACGCAGUUCGGUGCUCAACCAGGAUGGGCGUACGCAGGGUAUCACGCUACCCAGCGGGGCGGCUCAGCGCGAAGCCAUCCUAAAAGCUUAUCAGCAGGCUCAUCUUGAACCCUUCGCCGAUUACGUCGAAGCCCAUGGCACAGGCACCAAGGUCGGGGACCCAAUCGAAGUCGGUGCCAUCGCAUCUGUGUUGUCGCGCGGCCGGGCGUCCAGACGGAAGCUGCCAAUAGGCUCCGUCAAAGGCAAUAUUGGCCAUCUCGAGGGAGCGGCAGGCCUUGCCGGACUGAUCAAGUCCGUCCUCAUGCUCGAGAAGGGAAUGAUCCCGCCUCAGGUGAACUUUGAGAACGUGAACCCGGAGAUUUUGCUCGACGAGUGGAAUUUGCGUAUACCCCUACUGGCAGAACCGCGGAACUUGCGCAGAAUCUCGGUCAACAGUUUUGGCUACGGCGGCACCAACGCUCAUGUGGUCUUGGACGCGGCCGCUGACCACAUGCAUAUCGUCACACCACCACUACGACGAACGUUGUCCUGGGGGAGCACGGCGCGGACCCCCCGGGUCUUCAUCCUUAGCGCGGCUAACCAGAGCUCAUGCCAGAAAAUGUGCACGAGGGUCGCCAGGUAUCUCGUGGCGAGACAACCACAUACACUGGGAUCCGAACAGGAUGUACUGCUAUCCCGGUUGUCAUACACGCUGAGCAAGCACACGAUGCUUCCUCAUCGUGUGGCUCUUGUUGCAUGCGACAUGGGCAACCUGGUGUCGCAGUUGAUGAUGGCCUCCUCUGGCCCUGUCCCCCCUCGAGAGACGAAGAAGAGCAGCCGAAUCGCCUUCAUCUUCAGCGGCCAAGGAGCACAGUACGCUGAGAUGGGCCGUCAGCUACUCCAAAGCCGGCCGGUCUUUUUCAGGGCUCUGGAACGCGCUCGCUCACACCUCUCCCACCUGGGCUGCACGUGGGAUCUGGUGAGUGAGUUGUGCCGCCCAAAAGCCGAGUCACACAUCAACGAACCCGCCUAUGCCCAACCCCUCUCGACGGCGGUCCAGAUGGCGCUUGUCGAUCUGCUGGCCGAAUUCAAUAUUUUGCCAGCGAGCGUCGUUGGGCAUUCAAGUGGCGAAAUCGCCGCCGCUUACGCCGCCGGGCUUAUGUCUUUCGAAGACGCGAUGACGGCCGCGUACUUUCGCGGCAAGUUGACCGGGGAGCUGAUAGCGGAGAAUCAACGCAAUGGUAUCAGCGGCGGUGCCAUGAUUGCCGUGGGCGCCUCGGCCACGACGACAGAACAACACAUCUCCAAAGUGGGCGAGCAGUAUGGGCGCAUGAGAGUUGCCUGCAUCAACAGCCCGGCUAGCGUAACUGUCUCCGGAGACGCCGCGGCGGUCGAACAACUGGCAGGGGCGCUUGAAGCCGAGGGGAUCUUCAACCGCAAACUCAUGACCAACGGCGCCGCCUACCACUCCCACCAAAUGGAGGCUCUGGCGAGCGAAUACGCCACGCGCCUGGGAGCCCUAAAGCCUUUCCCGGCAGGCCUAUCGACGGUGCGCAUGUUUAGCUCGGUAACUGGCCAGGAUGUUGGAAACGAAACAGAACUCGGUGGUGAAUAUUGGGUGCAAAAUCUGCUGAGCCCAGUUCUCUUCUCACAGGCCGUCAAGCUCAUGAGCGAAGAGCGGUAUGACGGCGAGCCGAUUGACACCAUCGUCGAGGUUGGGUCCCACUCGCAACUGGGAGGUCCGGUGAAGCAAAUCCUCAAAGCUCGCUCCAAGGGGUUCGGGGAGGUGGCUUACACGCAUACGCUGAAAAGGGGUAGCGACGCCGAGGAGUCUCUGCUGCGUUGUCUUGGAUUCUUGUGCAUCCAGGGGUCACCAGUGACGGCCGAGGCCUUGAACGAUAGUGACAACGGUCACCACCCCGGGACUCCCGCACUGCUCCCUGAUCUUCCACCGUACCCGUUCGACCACAGCCGCAGAUUUUGGCAUGACAGCCGCCUGUCGAGAGAUUACCAAGCACGACCCCAUCUUCCGCAUGAGCUCCUCGGCACGCUCUCGAUAGAUGUCAACCACGUCGAACCUCGCUGGCGGCGAUUCCUCAACUUGAAGGAAAUCCCAUGGCUGCGAAAGCACAUUGUACAGGGGCAAAUCGUGUUUCCCGGAGCAGGGUUCCUGACUAUGGCGGUGCAGGCGGCGCGACAGCACUCUAGAGCAAUGUCUCCCACAGCUUACGUCGAAGCCAUUGUGCUCCGCAACAUCAAUAUCGGCAAAGCCCUUGUCCUGUCGGAGGAUGAGGCGAACGUGGAAAUUGCGCUUUCGCUUCGGCCGCAGGCGCGGACUGCGCGCGAGUCAUCCAGCCUCUGGAACGAGUUCCGCAUUUUUAGCAUAGCGCGGACCGGACAGUGGACGGAGCAUUGCCGAGGUCUCAACGGCCCAACAUACGACGUUUUCGUCUGCCGCGAGGGCGAUGAACUGACUGGAGAUGAGAUGAUCCUGCACGCUGAAGGCGUCCAACUCACCGCCUUACCAGGUGAUGUCGGUGCUGGUCGGGCGAAACGAGAGCUCUGCUACGACACAGAAUGGAUCACAUAUUCCCAAACCUGGACGCCGCAGCACCUCGAGCGCAUUUGCAAAUCGGCGGUACCAGCAGAAUCGGUCGCAACUCGCAAUCGCAUUCUCCAGGCCCUGAGUAUCCAUCACGUGCAAAGGGCUCUCAGGGAGCUGUCGAUGGAGGACAUUCCCGAAGGCAGCUAUUUGCGCCGGCUGUUUGAGUGGAUGCAGAUGCUCGCCAACGAAGAAUACGACGCAUCGCUUAUCGCCACCGAGGACGGUAGCAGCAUGGGGGCCUUUGGCGAGGCUAUUUUGCGCAUGGGACCGUGCCUCGGCGAGAUCCUCAAUCAAAAGACGGACCCGCUGGGUGUGCUAAUGCCGGGAAACCUCUUGUCCCGGUUGUAUGCUGACGAUCGCCGCAUGCGCUGCAACUUGCAAAUCGCAGCGUGGUGCAAGGAGUUGGGCCUGCAGAAACCUGGGCUGCGCGUUCUCGAGAUCGGAGCUGGCACCGCAUCCACCACCGUUCCGGUUUUGGGUGCGUUGCACGGCCGCGUUGGCCGCUAUGACUUCACCGAUCUGACCUCCACAUCCUUCGAGAAUGCGAAGCAGCGCCUGGGGAACAUGUCAGACUCCGUCGACUUCAAGAUUCUAAACAUCGGGAAUAACCCGCGGGAGCAGGGCUUUGAGGAGGCCAGUUACGAUCUCAUCUUGGCCAGCAACGUCCACGCGACGCGCCGAAUCAAUGAGAUGCUGGAGAAUCAAGCUGCAGAGGCAGCAUUGGGCAAGACGACUUUGCUGUUGUCGCAAAACGAGGCCCGGCUUGGCCCGGUGACGCUUUCCGUCCAGGAACUCGGUGCGCCGCCGCUUGGGGGUGGUAUUGUCGUGGUUCUCCCAGAAGUUGGUACUCUGCUCCGUGAGAACGUUGACGCAAAUUCUUGGCGGGGAUUCAAGAGCUGGGUGCUCAGCGCAAGAGCUGUGGUGCUCGUGAGCCAGGAGAGCGGCGCAGACGCGACUGACCCCGGGGUCGCCGGGCUCUGGCUCGGAUUUGCGCGCUGUCUCCGCUUAGAGCAUCCCGAAAUCCGCAUCGUCACCUUGCAGCUGCAACAUGCCCGCGUUCCCAUGGCAGAGAAGCUUUCCGAGAUUCUCCCAACCCUACUGGGCUGCCCAACGUUCAAUCUCGGCGAGGAGGGUCCCGAUGUCGAGAACGAGUUUGCCGAGAGAGACGGUCAACUCUUUGUCCCCCGCCUUGUAUCGCGACCCGAGAUAACGGAUCACAUCUACCGUAGCGGUCACUUGGCGGAGCCCGAGCUGACGCCAUUUUUGCACAACGGCCGCACCCUAGCAGCAGAGUUAGGCGUGCCGGGUUUGAUGGAAACCUUCCGCUGGAAGGAUGACAAGGACGCACCAUCAGUUGGCGCCGAUGACAUCAAGAUUGAGCUGAGGGCAGCAAGCGUCAACUUCAAAGAUGUCCUCAUCGCGGCCGGCCAACUGGAGGGCAUCACCGAAAUGCGAAACGACUGCAGCGGCGUUGUUGUCGAGGUGGGAGCCAAUAUGCUCGGGAGGUUCAAGCCAGGAGACCGCGUUUGCGCUCUCUAUUCGCGGUCGUAUACGAACUACCCAGUUGUGCACGGCGACUGCUGCCAAGUGCUCCCUGAUUCCAUGUCCUUUGAGGAGGGAGCUUCUCUACCCAUCGUGUGGUCAACAGUGUAUUAUUCGCUGGUGGAACUUGGCCGGCUGAAGCGUGGGGACAAACUUCUUAUCCACUCCGCCGCGGGCGCCGUUGGGCAGGCUGCCAUCAUGCUAGCCCAGCACCUCGGGGCCGAAGUCUUCGUCACGGUCGGCAAUUCUGCCAAGCGUGAGCUGCUGCAGAAUACAUAUGGUAUCCCCCCGGAUCACAUCUUCUCCAGUCGAACGACUGCCUUCCACGGGGCGAUCAAGCGCCUCACGGGCGGCUACGGUGUGGACGUCGUUCUCAACUCGCUUGGUGGAGAACUGUUCCGCGAGUCGUGCAAUUUGGUCGCCCAUUUUGGCCGCUUCGUCGAGAUUGGGCGCAAGGACUUGAUGGACGAUGCCCUAAUGCCCAUGGGCUUCCUACUCAAGAACGUCACCUUUGCCUAUGUGGAGCUGACGGGGGUCAUGGAGCACAACAAGCCUCUGGCUAGGCACAUACUUCGCUCGGUGGCGGAUCUUGCGUCUGCCGGCCAUAUCCGGGCGGUGCCCCUGACAGUACUGCCCAUGUCCGAAAUCGAAACAGCUUUCCGCCUCAUUCAGGGGGGUAAGCAUACGGGAAAGGUCAUCCUCAAGGUUGAGCAAAGCCAGCAAGUCAAGGCAGUACCUCCGGCGCCAAUCCCGGCCAGGCUAAAGGCGGACGCGACCUACGCCGUCGUCGGUGGAUUCGGUGGCCUUGGGCGUGCCGUCCUUUUGUGGAUGGUAAGCCACGGCGCGCGAUACAUCGUCGCACUGUCCCGCUCGGGGGCCAAGGACCAGGAAAGUCAAUCGUUCAUCCAAGAAAUGAAUGCGAAAGGCGUGAGUGUGGUAGGGAAAGCCUGCGACAUAGCAUCCGAAGAGCGGGUUGCCAGCAUACCACAAGAGAUUGAGCUGGAGGGGAUGCCUCCCAUCCGCGGAAUCGUCCAGUCCGCUAUGGUUCUCAAGGACACACUAUUCGAGCACAUGACCGAGGACGACUGGAACUUGGCUCUCAUGCCGAAAGUGCGCGGGACCGUGAACCUGGAGACGAUCCUCGGCGAGGACCUCGACUUCUUCGUCAUUCUAUCCUCAGUUGUAUCCGUAUGGGGGAACAUCGGGCAGUGCAACUAUGCAGCGGGUUGCGGCUUCCAGGACUCGUUAGCGCAUCAACGGGUCGGGCGUGGUCGGGCAGGCUACUCGAUCAACGUCUGCCCCGUCAGCGAUGUCGGGUACGUCAGCGAACACGCAGAGGUCGCCGAGGCACUACGCCGGACGGGAAUGGGAGAAAUGUCGGCAGCGGAGCUACUCACCGUGGUAGACCACUCGGUGAAGCAUCCCCUCGGAGGCGGCUGUGUGAUCAGCGGUCUGGCGCCACCAAACAGCGAACGCGGGUCGGGCGAGAGCUGGAUGCGGAAGCCCCUCUUUGCUCACCUCGCGAGACGUGAUGCGGGGGGGGCGCAACGACAGGACGGCGAGACGUCCGAUAUUGCAACACUGCUGGGUGCGGCCCAGGAGGUGGAGGAAGCCGUCGAGAUAAUAUCGGAGGCGAUUCUGCAGCAGCUGGGCAAGCUGAUGGCAACGCCCGCCGAAAUGCUCAGCGCGACGAGGAAUUUGGAUAGUUAUGGAGUCGACUCGCUUGUCGCUGUAGAGCUGCGGAGUUGGAUUGGCGCCUAUCUCGGGGCUAACGUGCAGCUGUUGGUGCUGAGGGGGGCGAGCAGUAUCAAUGCUCUUGCUAAAAUCGUGGCGAAGGAGUCGCGGUUGGUGUGUUUUGAGUAGGUAAGGUAGGUUGAGAUAACCUACGGGCAGUCGGAGAAAGAUGGCCCGGCGAUUGGCACUUUCGCAGCUUGUCACCAGGCCGUUCCUUCCUUUUUUGGCGUCAACGUCGAGUUGUUUUAAUUUAGCUCCGCUCGUUCCACGGGCAAGAGCUUCCAAGUUCCUUCGUGAUAAUCUGGACUUUUUGGUGCUGGUGUCAGACAAAUCGUUUAGUAAACGUCCCGGUGUUUGUUGACUCGCUUGAAUCGCUUCCUGGGUCAACGUUGGGACCUAGCCACCUCUCGUUGAGGGCACCAUGGGUUGGAACUUGAAAGCAGCAAGAGUCCAGCGCAGGCUGCCUCGUUCGACGGCAAGAACUACCUACAUACCUACCUGACGAAUAAUUACCCAGGAAUACGAAGGCCGGCCGCAUUGCGGAUAGUAGGUAAGGUACCAUAGCGCGCC
This is a messenger RNA of Chaetomium fimeti, 7089 nucleotides long. RefSeq lists its product as uncharacterized. Gene Ontology annotation, biological process: fatty acid biosynthetic process; secondary metabolite biosynthetic process. The record is from RefSeq and is a predicted model, not a curated record. Bases 1 to 6648 code for a protein of 2215 amino acids. Gene Ontology annotation, molecular function: fatty acid synthase activity; oxidoreductase activity; phosphopantetheine binding. Lineage: Eukaryota; Fungi; Ascomycota; Sordariomycetes; Sordariales; Chaetomiaceae. The transcript has 8 exons.